Ziziphus jujuba (common jujube) is the source of this 3504-nucleotide messenger RNA. Its product is annotated as U-box domain-containing protein 30. The transcript has 2 exons. Gene Ontology annotation, biological process: protein ubiquitination. The coding region runs from base 861 to 2210 and encodes 449 amino acids. Lineage: Eukaryota; Viridiplantae; Streptophyta; Magnoliopsida; Rosales; Rhamnaceae. Gene Ontology annotation, molecular function: ubiquitin protein ligase activity. The record is from RefSeq and is a predicted model, not a curated record.
GAACGAAGAGGCAAGUAAAGUUAGCAAUGAAGCGUGGGCACAAGCAAGAAACUGCACGUGUGGUGCGCGGGCCGAGAGGCUAAUUCACCGGCUGCAGCCCGUGGUUCCCGGUUUUUAAGCAAACUGUCCCAAAAGCAGAGCUGUAGAGUAAGCCUUUGCCAGCGGAUAUGGCUUUUCUCUGCUCUCUCUCCCUUCCCUUUGCCCAUGGCGGUACGGCAUGUUUCCAUUGUCUUUAGUCUUAAGCUCUUCAAAAAAAAAAAAAAAAAAAAGGGAAAAAAGGGAAAAAAAAAUCCUCAUUUUUGCCUUAACCCAUUUUUCUGCGAUUUGGGUCUCAGUGUUUUAUUUCUCUUCUCAAUUUCUCUAGCUGCUCUUAGUUAGAUCUCCAGUAUAUAUAUAUUUUUCUUCCAUUUACUUGGUGAACUGUUUAUUUAUUUUCGAGUGGUUAAAAUCUUUGUUUUUUUUUUUUUUUUUUCCCCCUUGCUUUAUUUAUUGCACAUCUUUUUGUUCUGGUAAAGGGGUUGUUGAUUUAACCCUUUUCAAGCUUGAGCAUGAAGUGAAAGAAGUUUGAUUAUGUGUUUAUGAUGGUAAUGAUGCUCUUGACCAUAGAAAGAAAUCAGAUAAAGCAAAUAGAGAGAGAGAAAAAAAAAGGAACAGAUGUUAUGUAUCCACAAUAAAGAGACUAAUGUUGCUUAUGAUUGUGAAUGAGAAAGAAAUAAAACUUGGAGGAAUUUUUGCUUCUCUCUUUGUCCCUUUUCACACAUUUCAUGUGCAAGCCAGAUAUAAUGUUGCCCUGAAAGGAGCAUGCCAUUGCAGUGAUUUUGAGGGGGUUGGUGUUUUUUCUUUGUAAAGGGGUUUCAAAGAUGCCGGUGUUUCAACCCUCUAAGAGGGAUGGGGUUGUUGGAUUCGAUGGUGGUGGAGAUGGGCAUAUUCUAGAUCUGGAUACUGCUAUUAAAGAUGGGGUUUUGGGUGGCGUUGAUGGUGGGGUUGUGGGAGCUGGAGUUGGUGAGAAAUUGGAUCUGAAGAAGAUGAUUGAAGAGCUAGACUUGUCUGAGGUUCCCUCUGUGUUUAUCUGUCCAAUCUCACUUGAGCCAAUGCAAGAUCCUGUGACCCUUUGUACUGGCCAAACUUAUGAGAGGUCCAACAUUCUCAAAUGGUUCAAUUUGGGGCACCUCACUUGCCCAACUACUAUGCAGGAGCUUUGGGACGAUUCAAUAACGCCCAACAACACACUUUACCAUCUAACCUACACUUGGUUUUCUCAGAAGUAUCUGCUUAUGAAAAAGAGGUCGGAAGAUGUACAAGGCAGGGCUUCGGAGCUUCUCAAGACGCUGAAAAAGGUGAAGGGUCAAGCGAGGGUGCAAGCCCUUAAGGAGCUCCAACAAGUUGUGGGAGCCCAUGCCACAGCUAGGAAGACGGUGAUUGAUGAAGGUGGGAUUGCUCAAAUUUCAUCUUUACUUGGCCCAUUUACUUCCCAUGCGGUUGGUUCUGAAGCCAUUGCCAUACUUGCCAGCCUGAGCCUUGAUUCGGAAUCUAAAACGAACUUGAUGCAGCCCGCGAAGAUUUCGAUAAUGGUGGACAUUUUGAAUGAGGGGUCUAUAGAGACGAAAAUCAAUUGUACAAGGUUGAUUGAAACGCUGAUGGAAGAGAAGGAUUCUAGGUCGGAAAUAGUUUCUAGCCAUAGUCUACUAGUUGGAUUGAUGAGGUUGGUGAAAGAUAAGAGACAUAAAAAUGGAAUCUUGUCCGGACUUGGCCUCCUCAGAACUAUAUGUUUGCAUAAGGAAGUAAGAGGUUUGAUUGUGAGAAUUGGAGCUGUUUCUCAAUUGGUUGAAUUGUUGCCUGCUUUGGAUCCGGAAUGCUUAGAAUUAGCCCUUUUCAUCUUGGACACUUUGUCAUCUCUUCAAGAGGGAAGAUUAGCUUUGAAGGACUGUUCGAACACAAUACCGAAUAUGGUGAGGCUUCUAAUGAGAAUUUCAGAGAGCUGCACCCAAUAUGCAUUGUCAAUCUUGUGGUCUGUCUGCAAACUUGCGCCGGAGGAAUGCUCGUCGGUUGCUGUGGAAGCUGGUCUUGCGGCAAAGCUCCUCCUUGUCAUCCAGAGUGGUUGCAGUCUCGUGUUGAAGCAACGGUCUGCGGAGCUUUUGAAGUUGUGCAGUCUAAAUUAUAGCGAUACCAUAUUCAUUUCCAAGUGCAAGCUCACAAGAACAAUUCAAUGAUUGGAAAAAGUUUAUAUGGGUUUUGAGCACCACCCCUUGUUGUCUGGGAUAAUUAAAACGAUAACCUGCCUGAUCUAAUACGAAGAGUUUCAGAUAAACCCAAUUGAAUAGGGGUUUUUUGGGGUACAAUUCAGCUCUCCUGUACAUACUUAAAAAGUAUUUUCGUUCCGACAAUUCAUUCAACAUUCAUGAAGAAGAAUCAUAAUGUGGAUAUCACACAAUGGUUGCUGUAGCAGAAUCAUGUCCAUCUUUAUUUGCCAAUGUGCCCGUGGUAAUGUUUUUCCAAAUAAACCCUUGCGAGAAAGAAGAACGUUUUAAUUGUUUUUGGAUAAAGAUACUUGUUAGGAGGGGAAUUUGCGGGAAAAAAAAUUUGGAGCUUGCAAUAGCAAUUGUAAUUUUUAAGUCAUUGCUUUGCUCCAAUGUUCUAGUGUAAACUCUAUUUGUCCUUUGGGGUUCAAAAGCCUCCUAUUACCCUGUUGUUUUCGGUGAAAAGUUUGCUAUUGACCGCCCACAAUUGUAAAAACACUGCAGGGCCUUUUUGCUUUGUCCAUAAAUUUUUUUUUUUUUUUUGGAUAUGUAAACGAAAGCAACCAUCUUCAUUUUCCAUGUCUUUCUGCUUCUUCUACGUUGUACCAUGUUUUCAUCAAUAAUUUUGUCAUGUCUUUCGACUUAUCUUUUCUAAUUGGUCAGCUGCUUUUGCUUGUAAUAAUAUAAUAAUUUCAUCUUUCGUUGUUCUGUUCCGCCGAAUUUUCUGAGUCUCGUCUCACUUCAGUCGUUAAUCUUCUCAUCAAAAUGAAAAACUUAUAUUACUCUAUUAGAUCUGUAUCAGAAAUAGGGAGAGAGAGAGAGAGAGAGAAAGAGAGAUAGACUUGUGCUGGACUUUACUAAUUUUGGAUAUGACUAGACACGUAGGUGAAUGGGGUACUUCAUCUUAUCCGUAUGCAGAAGAAGUUGAGGGACAUGACCUGUUGUUACUUUCCACUUAAUUACUGCUCCAUUGAAAAGAAAGACAUGAAAGCUCAGGGCAUUCACUGAAUAGUAGAGUUUGACAAGGGAUAGCUGCUAUUUUGGUUUUCAAUAUUAGCUACAAAAUGUGAUGGCCGUUCACACUCUCAGAGUUCGCAGUGCAACUGAUGCUCAGAGAAUCUGAAAGCUUUUGUUCAAUCUUUUAGAUUGAAAAUGAAAUAUAUUGCCCUUCAACAAAAUCUUGUCUUAGAAAUCUUUUGGUUGGUUGUCUUUCUGGUGGAUUUUUAAUCUUAUAAAUUAUGGAAAUGGACCUCUUUUUUCUGUUUUU